AUGUUCCCGUCGGUCGAUACCGGGGCGAAGAAACAGGAAAAGGGAGAUGUCGUGGAGUUUCCUUCGACCUCGGAUCAGAGUUACGUCCCGUUGCCGCAGUUGGCGGCGCAAUUAGAACGCGCGGUGCUGGCGUCGUUCGCCGACGUCUUAUCGGCGGAGUGCGAGGUGGACUUUUCGAAUAACACGCUCGCUUCAUGCUCGGGAGAGGUGACGGAGGCGUUGGGGAGGAUGGUCGUGUACGCGUCCGCCGCGGAAGUCGCCGGGAGGUUCAGUAACAACUUGCGAAGUAAGGAGUUGUCGCGUCUUCGCACGGCGCUGUGGGAGUUGCGAGUGAUACUGGAACAGUCGUGCGAAGAGAUCGGCGGAUGCUCGGUAACGGUGCGGCAUCGCUUCGAGGCGCUUCGAAGCGCGUCGCUGGACUUGGUGCAUCCGCGAUUACGCGCGCCGAACGCGCCGAGCGGAACGGCGAUCCCAAACUUGCAAAUCGUCACCGAAGUUGGCGACGAGAGCGCUGCGGCGUAUUAUCGAGGAGGGCAGCCCACCGCGGAAGGUCGAGCUUGGCUGGUUCGCAACAACUUCAAAACUGUCAUCGAUUUGCGCGGGAGCGAUAGAGAUAACCAGUGGCUACAAGCGUUCGGGGGAGGCUCGGGCCAAGGGACGUUCGGCGCGAGCGCGCUCAACAUCGUACACAUACCGAUUCCCGACAUGGAGCCGCCGACGGAGGAGGAUGUGAAACGAUUCAUCGAGACUGUAAACGAUGACAAGAUGCGACCGAUCCUGGUGCACUGUAAAGCUGGAAUUGGACGGACCGGAUCACUCGUCGCGUGCUGGCGUGUGCACCAAGGAAUGGACGUCGACGAGGCGCUCUCGGCUGAAUCGCUCGUGUGCGACUUCGGAUCGAUCGCACAGGAGGCGUUUGUUCGCGAGUACGCCGCGAAGUUGAAUAACAAGACAUUCAACGGAGAAAAGUUUAUCGCGGAUCAUGAAUUCGAUAGUACUGCAAACGGGGAAGAAAUUGUCGUUGGCGAACACAGCUCUCUGACGGACGCUCCGGAUAUAAGAUUGGCUUUGGCCUGCUGCCAGAACUCAUAG
Molecule: messenger RNA, 1092 nt
Organism: Ostreococcus lucimarinus CCE9901
Lineage: Eukaryota; Viridiplantae; Chlorophyta; Mamiellophyceae; Mamiellales; Bathycoccaceae
Exons: 2
Coding region: 1-1092 (363 amino acids)
Biological process (GO): protein dephosphorylation
Molecular function (GO): protein tyrosine phosphatase activity
Source: RefSeq, a predicted model, not a curated record